AUGCCACCCCUUAUCCUCACUUCGGAGCUUGGGCUAUUCUUGCCCUACCCGUCCAGGCUGUGGAGGGCUGAAUCGGCAUGGCAGUGGCAGGAAGACAGACAAAACUAUCCUUCUGUCGAAAUCACCGUCCACGACGCCUUCUCCAGAGUUCUGACGACUUCGCCCCAGGGCUUGCCUCCGCACAUGUCGUCCCUCGGAAACUAUGUCCUCAUCCACGCAUUGCUCCAGCACAUUUACCUGCUAAAGCAAACUUCGUUUGCACUCAGCUCGCCGUUUGGACCACAGAGGGGAUUGAAGCCGGAGGAUGUGGAAGAGGUCACUGCUGCACUGAGGAUAUGGCAGGUGAGCUUCGAACACCGACACCAAUUGAGGGCGGCCGAUGCGGGGCAUGUGGGCAACAGCGACUCGUUCCCGGGUGGCCCGGUAGCGUUCAACUCUACCGCCCUCCUACGCUUGGCAUAUAUCCGUCUAUAUACCGAGAUUCCGCCCAGCCGAUCCCUCGAGACCAGGGAUCACAUGCUGGUUGCUUCGUCGCUGAGCAAUAUGCCCCUCCUUGUCCGUACGUUGAGGCUGCAUAGAGCCGUGUUCCAGGCCAUCCACGCUUUGUCCAUGUUGGUCAAGGCCGGCGUCAACUACGUUGCGAGGACUAAGAGCCUCGAAUGGAGCAUCCAACAUUCCUUAUGCAACUUCGAAUGUGCCAUUCUCUUAUCCAAAUGGCUCCUUACCCUCGCAUCGAUCGGACCGAAUGAUCCCCCUGCGACCCCCGAAGAAAAGAAUCUCCUACAAUCGGUGAGGAGAAUGCUGGACGAGACGGAAUUCGCUGUGCCCAUUGAUCCAUCUCUGGGCGGGCCUACCGCCGGUCAACCUGCCAACAACGAAGUUUCUGCGAACGACAGCACAAGGUUGAGACAGCUAGCUGCAGCGGUUAUCAGGCUCUGGGCAGAGACAUUCAAGGGCUCGCACAUUUUCGACAUGGUCAGGGUGAUGGGAUCAAGCCUGGAUGGGUAUGCUGAUUUGGUCGAGAAGCCCCGCGACAGAACACCCCUGGGUCGCAUUGCCCAUGACCCAAAUCUCGGCUGA
Colletotrichum fioriniae is the source of this 1080-nucleotide messenger RNA. RefSeq lists its product as uncharacterized. Lineage: Eukaryota; Fungi; Ascomycota; Sordariomycetes; Glomerellales; Glomerellaceae. Gene Ontology annotation, molecular function: DNA-binding transcription factor activity, RNA polymerase II-specific; RNA polymerase II cis-regulatory region sequence-specific DNA binding; zinc ion binding. The record is from RefSeq and is a predicted model, not a curated record. Gene Ontology annotation, cellular component: chromatin. Gene Ontology annotation, biological process: regulation of transcription by RNA polymerase II; DNA-templated transcription.